Sebastes umbrosus (honeycomb rockfish) is the source of this 3310-nucleotide messenger RNA. RefSeq lists its product as uncharacterized. Lineage: Eukaryota; Metazoa; Chordata; Actinopteri; Perciformes; Sebastidae. Gene Ontology annotation, molecular function: protein binding. The record is from RefSeq and is a predicted model, not a curated record. Gene Ontology annotation, cellular component: plasma membrane. The coding region runs from base 191 to 2881 and encodes 896 amino acids. The transcript is spliced from 19 exons. Gene Ontology annotation, biological process: T cell receptor signaling pathway; protein localization to plasma membrane; integrin-mediated signaling pathway.
CACGUCAUCACGUAACGCGCAUUACGCAGGUGCGUCUCAAGUCAGGUGCGGUUUCAAAUUGUUUGUUUUAGCAUCAACAGUCUGCUGGAUUCAUCUCGCUCAAUUUAUCAACGUCAGAGUGCACGUCGCCUCAGUUUAGACCGUUUUCCACAUGAACACACCUGAACAGGGAUGAACAAAACGAGCCACAAUGGAAGAGGGACCGAGCAGUUUCAAAGCUCUGAGGGCCAAGUUUCAGGAAGAGGCCCUCCUGGCUCAAUCCAAAACCAGCCGACCAGCUGUUGCGGAGAAACCCAAACACCUUCCUCCUCCUGGAGGUCACUGCAGCUCCGUGGUCAGCAGUAUUAAUAUUGCUGUGGAAAACAAGACCGUGGCUCCCCGGGUCAUCUUCAGAGAUGGGCUGCGGGCAUCUGGAGGCAAGCGACCAAUUUCCCUUCCACCACAACCUCAGCAGACCUCCCCCCCAUCCCAGCUGGCUAAUGGAGACGGCACAACAAGGCAGUCCCUCAAAGACAGACACAUGCCUCUGGUGCUUCCUGUCCUGCCUGUGAAAGAGCAAAAGACAGAACCGCCGGCCAAAAAGGAGCACAAACUGAAACCAGAGCCGCAAACUAAAAUCAAGAAGAAAGGUUUGCUGCUUCCUUUCAAGUCAGCCAAAGCGUCAAAGGCCAGUUCAGUAAAUGGAGAUGAGCCUACGUAUGCUGAUUUGACCACCAGACCUGCCAGUGCUCCCGGCGAGUUGCCCUCUGUGGAAAAACAAAACGCAGAAAACGGGGUUUCGCACCCGAGUGACCAGUCCAGCCCAGAUAUCCCAAUCACCCCUCCUUCUGCAGAGACAAGUGUUGACUUCGAAAAAAAAGUUCUUAACUCUUUGGAGAGGGCCAAGAAGAAGUUUUCACGCAGGCCGAUGUUGAUCUCUGCCAAACCGAAGAGCUUGCGUUCCCCUGACUACGUCUCAAAAGACAAGGCGUUCCCUUUGCCGCCAAAGAACAUUGUUGAACCUGAUCUACCCAUACCGCCACCACCCUGUCUUCCUCACCUGGCUUGUCUAUCGGCCCGGCCUUUCUUCAAAUCCAACCACCCUGCACACAAGUCUGCGUUGGAUAGACACUUUGGCAGGGAUAAAGCUCUUCCCUCUGUCAGGACUAGUGAACCUCGUCCACCCUCUGCUCCUCGGAAGAAGCCUCUACCUGACUUGAGGUCAUUGGGGCUACCGCCUCCAAAACCCCCCACACCACCAUUAGUAGAUCUUGGCUGUUACCACCGACCCACAGUGAACGAGGUGUCACCAGGUCUUAGCCAAGCACCAAGUGAAGAGCCAGAGUCUGAGCACCCAUCCGUCUCCCACUCUGAUCUAGACGCUCCAGAGUUUCCAGACUUUGAGAUUUCAGAGAUGGAAACAGCAGAGGUGGAUGCUGUGGACAUUGGUUCGCUAGAACUGGAGGCCUUGGACUUCGUCAGCACUGACCUUCCUGUACCAGAUGAUUGGGGGGUCGCCAAUUUCGAGGAUCCGCAGCCUGACUUAUCAGUGUGUGAUCCUGUAGAGCCCCUUAUGGGCACCGGCGUCCAAGAUCUGAACCUCGGCAGCGAAAACAUAAUACCCCUCGAUCCAGCCAGCUUCCCUGAACUAAUAAACUUUUCAGAGUUCCCAGAGCUGGCUCUGCCUGAGUGGCCUCAGAGCGAGGAGGUGGUCGUAGAUCCUCUUUCUGGCUCUCAAGCUGAUGAGACUGAUCUGGGAGAUGCUGAGUCACCGGAAAUGGUCAAUGGUACCCACGCAGCUUUGAGUGAUGGAAUCCAGCCACAUCCCAAUGAAUCUCAACAGGACAGCUACUAUGAAGCGUGCGAUAAUGUGUAUGAGGAUGUCGACACCAUUCACAGAUUCGUCUUGGGUCAGAGCUCGCGUAAACGAAAAAGUGGUGCGAAGAGUAAGAAUCCGAAUGCUGACAACCACCCUGUGAAGGAGGAGGCGUCUCUUCACAUGUGGCCGCGGAAUCCGUGGGGCAGCGUAUCAGGAGAACACGCUCAUUCAGCCCAUAAUCAUGUCCACAGUAAAGAACGCCAAAGCCCCAACAGUGCUGACCAUAAAGAACAGAAGAAGAGGGAAAAGCAUCGACUGGAGAAGGAGAAAAAGGAGCAAAAAGAAAGAGGGAAGAAGGAAAAUGAAAUGAAAAAGAAGUUCAAAGUGACGGGCGAAGAGGAGCCCUUGUACCACGCCAAGGUGAUGGUGGCUAGCAAGGUUCGCAAGAACGACCUUCCAGUGACGAGCGGGGACACGGUCAGCAUCAUUCGCACCACCAACUGCCCCAAAGGCAAAUGGCUGGCCCGGGACGCCAACCACAAGUACGGUUAUAUUUCAGUGAUGAAUGUGGAACUAAAUAUCAAAGAGAUGCUGGAGCUUGGCAAGAAGGCCCAAGCAGCUGGACGAGGAGGCAACCUGGAGGGAGAUACCAUCAGCAUUGGGAGCAGAUCCUCUAACCACCCUGUACUAACAAGCAGUUUCACGGAUGACAGUGAGGAGUGGGCAUGUGAAGAUGAGACCCUCUCACCGGCCAGUGAAAGCCACAGCUUUCCCCAUCAGACUGCCUCUCUGCCGGAGAUGUCAUGUGGCCAUGUCGGCGCCCAGCACACUCUGAGCGAUGCCAACCUGGAGGACCUACACACACAGACGAGACACGAGGCCCUGCAGAAACUAGCCAUCUUCUUUCAACACAGCAAAGAUGAGUUUGGAGACAUCCCAGAUGGCGGCGGAGCGACCCCCACAAAUGCUGAGCCAUCAAACUUCUUGUGUGCUGUUGAGGAGCCUCCAUAUCCUGAACAGAAAGUUGACUUCACGGAGCUGGAGCUGCUUCCUCCUCCGCCUCUAUAUGCCGACACCUUCUGAUUACCAGGUCAGCUGGAGCAAGUAAUGUUAGCAGGAAAAACUUGAACUUAAACAGUUCACUUUUUGGAUUUGAUACCAUGAAGAAUAUGUGCCAUCAAGACCAGUUUGCCAUGUGUUUGGAAAUGUAUUUUUGAUCCUCUACAGUGAAGAAAAGAAACAAUCGAGAAUGGAGCUGCUGAUGUGACUGUAUUAUAAUUUUGAUUUCACUUUUUUUUUUGUUUGGUUUGUUGUUCAUAUUUCACGUUGUGUUCUACACUUUCCUUUUCUCUGUUACUGUUAACGGAGCACAAACUGAAUCAUUGCACUUUAUCCAAGUGACAUAAAUUAGCCAAUUAUAGAAGCUUAAAUUUAAGGAUUUGUUUGUAUUUGCAUGUGGAUUUUUCUUUUGUUUCUGUGUUACAUCCAAUAAAUAUUUGUUAUUGAUUUAUG